AUGUGUCGGGACGCCUGUUGCCUCGCAAGUCGUGAGACGGUCUACAAGCUUAUGGCCUACGGGAUCGAACAUACGAUUGAAAUGACGAAGGAAAUCAAUGCCAAUGCUGUGGAAGUGGGUUUUCUGUUCGAUACCGAGUUCGCGCUAUUCGAUUUCGAUUCCUAUUCCGAAUACCACAAUUGGCGUCGCUGCAUGGAGUUGCGCACCAUCAAAUCCCUGAAUCUACGUUCACAUCCGUCUGAGAUUGAAGAAUGA
Messenger RNA from Echinostoma caproni, 255 nucleotides. NCBI's taxonomy places the organism in Eukaryota, Metazoa, Platyhelminthes, Trematoda, Plagiorchiida, Echinostomatidae. The record is from the annotation of a GenBank genome assembly.